AUAUUACCCAUUUUAAUGAUUUUUUCAGACGAAGAUUCUGAGAGGAACCACAGCCUGACCUCUAUUUACAGCGUUUCCAAUGUCACCCCGAUGAGUCUAUCUGAACCUGACGAUUCUCCAGCUGCAACUUGCUCUUCAAUAUCAACCGAUGUGUCUGUUGCUGACAACAUCUUCGAUGAAGCAACAGAAGGGGAUGCUGAGAAUAUAGAGCAUAACAUGAUUGCGACAAGAUAUGGUCUCCCAUAUGAUGUAGUCCAAUGUGGCUGCCAUGCAGAGGCCCUCAUGCAGAGGAACCGACAGACAGGCAUCAAGCUGUGCAAAACAGGUAGUUGCCACAAGUUUGAAGAACAAUUCGGCGAACUCGAUGGACGUGCCAUCAGACUGUGGCAUACCACCAAGCGCCUGAACGAAUACAAGAAAGCCUGCAGAAUUUACAAGAUCUUCAUGUCCAAACCUGACCCGACCAAGAGGAAGGAGUUCCUCAAGGCCGACUACAUGCUGAAAGUCAACUUCCCGCACUACUGGGUCCACUUGAGUGAAAAAUACAUUACUUUUAUGACCGACGAAGACUACCAGCGCGAGAACAACUACAAGGAAGAAGUGGUGGAGUCCUGCCAGAGAAUUCUGAGAGAACAGGGAUUCUUCUCGCAACAUUACCAAGUCAUCAUGAGAGAUUUUGGAGAGAACGUGAAAUUCAGCGUCGAUUACCGUCACCUUCACCAAGACUUCAAGAUGGCCUGCGAGUUCCUGAUGAAAGAGUACCCCAACCUUUUCCAGCACUUGAUGGAAAAGUUCGAUUUCGGAGAAUUCGCUCGCAAAAGACUGACCGUGGACGAGAACCGUAAAAAAUAUAUCGAAUAUUCUAAGAAGUCUGGGAAGGUUUUGAAAGAACUCGAGCACGCACACUGCCACGAGUCUUUGGCGAAGAUCAAGAAAAGAAAUCAAGUUUGAAUGAAAUUUUUGUCUGUUCAAUCAUUGUUUGUUUCAUUGUGUUUUGAAUAAAGAAGUUUCGGAGAA
This is a messenger RNA of Coccinella septempunctata (seven-spotted ladybird), 1017 nucleotides long. RefSeq lists its product as uncharacterized. The coding region runs from base 16 to 951 and encodes 311 amino acids. Lineage: Eukaryota; Metazoa; Arthropoda; Insecta; Coleoptera; Coccinellidae. The record is from RefSeq and is a predicted model, not a curated record. The transcript has 2 exons.